AUCUUAACUACGACGCCAGACGCAACAUUGCAAGCCAUCAUUCCGUUGCUAAACAAGGUCACUGGGCUUCCAGUCCUUGACAGUAACGGAAGUGUUGUGGGAGUAAUUAGUCGAAAGGACAUUAUCCGUGUCCGCAAGUCUGGAGGGCUUAUGACCGAGAAGGUCCAAAAGCACAUGACUAGCCCGGCGCUUACCGUUCCUUUGCGCGCAACUGUUCAAGAGGCGGCUGACUUGAUGCUCAAGUACGCCAUUCGCCGUUUGCCUGUCGUUGAUGAUGACGGUCAUCCUCUUGGCUUGAUUUCCCGUUCCGACAUUUUUAAGCCGCUU
Volvox carteri f. nagariensis is the source of this 327-nucleotide messenger RNA. RefSeq lists its product as uncharacterized. The annotation marks the transcript as partial. The transcript has 2 exons. Lineage: Eukaryota; Viridiplantae; Chlorophyta; Chlorophyceae; Chlamydomonadales; Volvocaceae. The record is from RefSeq and is a predicted model, not a curated record.